AUGACGAAUGGGUCGCGUGCAUACGCGCCCUCGCGGUUCAGUAACGCCCCCUCCGAAGCCUCUGUCGGCACUACGAACGAGAAGACAACAACCACAACAGCACCCAUUGCGACUACAGCAACUGUACAACAAUACCCGUACAUGUGGGAUACCAAGGACCCCGACUUGGACGAUGCGCUCCACAACCCUGACCCCGUCCGAGACGCUGCCCUAGACCGCAGUUGUGCCCCCUUCUCCUCCCGAGGGUGGGUGAACGCUUCCGCUCUCUUCCUCAUCUGCGGCGGUAUCAUUGUGCUCUUCGCUGCCUACCCCAUCAUCGACCACUACGUCCACCAAUCACCGAAGAUCGCGGGCUUCAACCUCGGGGGCGUGAACGGGUCUGGUCAAGUACCCCAACUCACGAACUUCCCAAACAUGAUUGACUCCGACACGCCUCAAUCUGCGCGCACACGAACAGGGCUCGAUGGCAAGUCGUAUAGUCUCGUCUUCAGCGAUGAGUUCAACCAGGAUGGCCGCACGUUCUACCCCGGGGAUGACCCAUUCUGGGAGGCGGUCGACCUCCACUACUGGCCCACUGUCGAUCUCGAGUGGUACGACCCAUCAACAAUCACGACGCAGAACGGAAAGCUGGUUAUCACGAUGACGGAGACACCAAAUCACGAACUCGACUUCAUGAGCGGCAUGCUGCAAUCGUGGAACAAGCUGUGCUUUACUACGGGGUAUAUCGAGGUCUCGGUCAGCAUGCCAGGCAGCCCGCAGGCUCCUGGACUGUGGCCUGCUGCGUGGACUAUGGGCAACCUUGGACGGGCAGGUUAUGGCGCUACAACUGAGGGAACGUGGCCAUACAGUUACGACUCCUGCGACCUCGGUACGUUCCCCAACCAGACGGACAAGAGCGGGAACCCCGCUGUGGCUGCCACCGGAGGCAAGGGCGGGACCCCACUUAGCUUCAUGCCUGGCCAAAAGCUAUCCGCCUGCACGUGUCCCAACUCGGACCAUCCGGGUCCCUCGGUCAAUGUCGGCCGUGGCGUGCCGGAGAUUGAUAUCUUUGAGACCCAAAUCGACGUGAGCCGGUUCCAGGCUGAAGUCUCGCAGAGUUACCAGACCGCCCCGUACAAUUACCAAUACGAGUUUGUCAACACGUCCGACGUAACGCCCAUAUACGACACCUCGAUCACGAAGUUUAACACGUACAAGGGUGGCGUGUACCAGCAGGCCAUCUCUGCCGUCACGGAUAUCAACAAUGCGAACUACAAUGACCAGGGCUAUGCGGUGUACGGGUACGAGUGGUGGUCGAAUUCGAAGAAUCGCGACGAGGGCUUCGUCACUUGGGUCGCGAACGGCCAGAAGACGUGGACAAUGACGGCAGAUACGAUUGGACCAGACUCGACCACAGAGAUCAGCGCGAGAAUGAUCCCGGAGGAGCCCAUGUAUAUUAUCUUCAAUCUGGGCAUGUCACCCGGAUUCCAGGCACAAGACUUUAAGCACCUCACGUUCCCUGUGAGUAUGUACAUCGACUACGUGCGCGUGUAUCAGCGCAACGACGUGAUCGGUGAGGACUCGUACUCGUGCGACCCCCAGUCACAUCCAACGGCAGACUACAUCAACAACCAUCUAAACGCAUAUUCGAACCCGAACCUUACAACCUGGGAUCAAGCCGGUUAUACAUAUCCUCGAAACUCGAAGUACGACGGAUGUUGA
Molecule: messenger RNA, 1701 nt
Organism: Dichomitus squalens LYAD-421 SS1
Lineage: Eukaryota; Fungi; Basidiomycota; Agaricomycetes; Polyporales; Polyporaceae
Product: glycoside hydrolase family 16 protein
Exons: 5
Coding region: 1-1701 (566 amino acids)
Biological process (GO): fungal-type cell wall organization; (1->6)-beta-D-glucan biosynthetic process
Cellular component (GO): endoplasmic reticulum membrane; plasma membrane
Molecular function (GO): glucosidase activity
Source: RefSeq, a predicted model, not a curated record